CUCAUGUAGCCAAUCCUGAGCCAUGCCGCAGCCAGUGAUGAGAUAUUUGGGGCUGAAGUCGGAUCUCAUUCAGCAUCUCUUGAAAUUGGGAGGGAAGAAUCGGAGCUACCGGCACAGUAAACAGACCUGUGUGGUCACGGGCACAAAGCUUGUCAAGGAUCUCGGACGACGAUUUCAUUUCCAGCAGCUGCUGUGCAGCAACGCAGAUCAUCCGGACCUGGAGGGGCUCCAGUACGAUGAACUCCAUUUGGCGGAGCCUCGAGUCUUGAAACGUUUGGCACGAGUGCAUGACUUUGAUGGAUUGAUCGCGACCCUUCCACUUCCCGAGAAGCUCUCUACCUGGAAGGACCUUCAGCCGCGACUCGUGCUGUGUCUGGAAUAUGUGGAGGACCCCCACGUCCUGGGAACGCUGCUGCGGACAGCCAUUGCCUUCCAGUGGCAGGCGGUUUACUUUCUGAAGUAUUGCGCAGAUCCGUGGGACGGGCGGUGCAUACGAUCCUCUCAAGGAGCAUUGUUGGAUUUGCCUUACUGCAAGGGAGAUUUUCAGGAUCUCUUGAAGUUCUGCAAGCAAAAGAGGCUGAUGCUGGUUACCCCACAUCACCGUGGGGAGUCGCUGGAAGACUUGGCGGAUCGGAGAGGCGUCGACCAGAGCGUAGGCUUCGCCUUACUCCUACGGGAAGAAUAUGCUGCGCCCUUCGCUCCACCAAAGGAUGCCGUGAAGAUUCAGGUGCCGGAUCCAUGGGAGAACCAUCCUCUGGAAGAUGGGGAUGCCUUUGACAUGCGAGCAUUGGAUACGGUCAUCCAGGGUGGGAUCCUAAUGCAUCAGCUUGGAGGUAUGCUGAAGUCCUCCGAAGCAACACUGGAUGUGAAAAGGGGUGACUGAUGCAGUGAUAGG
This is a messenger RNA of Cladocopium goreaui, 895 nucleotides long. Lineage: Eukaryota; Dinophyceae; Suessiales; Symbiodiniaceae. The record is from the annotation of a GenBank genome assembly.